AUCAGAUUUCUGGAAGCUGCUCCAUCCAAACAGCUACGGAGUGGGGAAUUGUGUGCAAAUGUGGACUGUGUUUAUCACUGUGACUGGAUGAACCCCACUGUUUACUCAUCCAUCGAUUCAUCCCUCCAUCACUCCAUCAGUCGGAGGAAGGAUCUGAUGAGAGGACUGCAGAGAGAGGAGAGAACAGAAGACCUGCUAUGGCUGGCGUAGCUGAUGGUGUAGGAAGUCUGGGUCCUGAGCAGAACCACCUGAGUGUCCCCGUCACUGAUCAUGGGGCCUGGGCCACGGCCAUGAACAACCUGGGCAUCAUGCCAGUGGGCAUCGGUGGGCAGCAAUUGGUCUCAGAGUCCCUGUGUAUCCAGAGGUUCGACCCGGGACUUGGCCUCAUCGCACCCAUAAACCCCAUGAUGGCGGGCAUCAGUCUAGUCCCUCCCCCGCCGGUACCUCCGGACAUGCCCGUCAUAAAGGAGAUCAUCCACUGCAAGAGCUGCACCCUUUUCCCUCAGAACCCCAAUCUGCCCCCUCCAUCGACACGGGAGCGCCCCCCUGGCUGUAAAACAGUAUUCGUUGGAGGUUUGCCAGAAAACGCCACAGAAGAAAUCAUCAGGGAAGUGUUUGACCAGUGCGGGGAAAUCACUGCCAUCCGCAAGAGCAAGAAAAACUUCUGCCACAUCCGCUUCAGUGAGGAGUUCAUGGUGGACAAGGCCAUUUAUCUGUCAGGGUACCGGAUGCGUAUCGGAUCUAGUACUGAUAAAAAAGACUCGGGGAGGAUCCACGUAGACUUCGCUCAGGCCAGAGAUGACCUGUAUGAGUGGGAGUGUAAACAGCGCUUAUUUGCAAGAGAAGAACGACACCGCCGCAAGAUCCAUGAGGACCGCCUUCGACCGCCGUCUCCUCCUCCCAUCGUGCAUUAUUCUGAACAUGAGGCAGUGCUGUUAGCAGAGAGACUGAAAGAUGACCAUAAGUUCAACGAAGCCACGGCGGUGCUUUUCACCUGGAUCGACCGGGGUGAAGUCAACCGUCGGACAGCCAAUCACUUCUACUCCAUGAUCCAGUCGACCAACAGCCAUGUGCGGCAGCUGAUGAGUGAGAAGGCUCAACACGAAGAGGAGAUGGAACAUGCCAAAGAGAUCUUCAAGAACGCCCUGAUGGCCAUUUUAACACAGUUCGAGCAGAUCACCGCCGUUUUCACCGCCGCCACCAGGCAAAAGGCAUGGGACCAUUUCUCAAAAGCACAGCGCAAGAACAUAGAAAUUUGGCGCAAGCAAUGUGAGGAGCUGAGGAACGCUCACAGUGAGGAAAUCAUGGGCAUCCGUCGAGAAGAAGAAAUGGAGAUGUCAGAUGAAGACUCUGAUGAAAAUCCAUGUAAGAAGAUGCGCAUUGAGGAAAAUGGCGUGUGCGAACAGACUCAUGCAUCUUUGAAAGAGGAGAACGACUCACUGCGUUGGCAGCUGGACGCCUACAGGAACGAGGUGGAGCUGCUCAGGAAGGAGCAGAGCAAAGCAAGCCGACCGGAUGACGACUACACACACUCGCAAAUGCACACACACAGUCCUGAGGCACAGAUCCAGCUGCUGCAGCAGAACAUGCACAACAUGCAGCAGCAACUCCUGGAUCUGCAGGAGCAGCUGAGGAGUAAGGAAGAUGAGCUGGAGCAGGCCAGAGAAGAGCAGCGUUACCUGGAGGGGGAGGUGCUCCUGCUCCGUGAAAAGCUGCUGAAUAACAAUGGGGAGGCUGUGGAAGGGACCAACGGAGAGCUACAUGAAAAGGGGAUCAAUGGGUGUAUUCCUUCAUUGUACCACUCAAGAGAAAGGAGAAGUGAAGUCAUUCUGAGAGGAGGGGUCGCGUCAGAAAAAGAGGCCCUACUUCUGGGUGUCAUAUCGACCUUCCUCCACGUGCAUCCAUUUGGGGCUAACCUUGAAUAUCUGUGGUCAUACAUACAGAGACUGGACUCCAAGGUGACGGCAGUGGAGUUGGAGCGUCUGAUGGUCCGUCUGCCCACCAUGUUCAGACAAGAGCUGAGCGGCGUCGGUGCCACUCUGGAGAAAAGAUGGAAAUUCUGUGGUUUCGACAGCCUCGGCUCAGCGUGACACCUGCAGAACGCGCACACAAACACAGGGAAAACACAUCAACCCGAACAAAUACACACAUCAAACCUUUAAUAUGUGUGUGCGCGUUCUCCCAUUCUGAGUCGGAUUCAUAGCGGAGCGUCAGAUGAUGAUGUUCAGUCGAGCAGGCACUGGAAAAUGUGGAAGAGACAGUGUAGAUUUCUCCAAAGAAGAAAUCUCCAAACACAAAGUACAUCCUGAUGUCGAAUCAAGCUGAAAUAAUUGAAAUGGACAGGUUGGUUUCACCUGAACUUCACUGCGGAUAUUUACCUGAGGAGAACCACCACGCAGAUCUGAGAACACUCUUUCUGUUUGUUUAUGUUGAGCAGUUUUCUAAACCUGAAUAUUUUGUCUUUUACCUGAAUCAUGGUCCCUGGUUGUCUAAUCAUUGAUCCACCUGAAGCAUAAAAUACCCAGUCCUAUAGCCAGAGUAAAAAGAAAUCGACCCAAAAACAAAACAAAGAUGUUGUUCAUUGGCAAAUAGAACCAUGUACAUUAUCUGGAAAUGUUAGAUUAUAGAGUUUCUACUGGAAAAAAA
This is a messenger RNA of Sphaeramia orbicularis (orbiculate cardinalfish), 2646 nucleotides long. Its product is annotated as ecto-NOX disulfide-thiol exchanger 1-like. Gene Ontology annotation, biological process: ultradian rhythm. Gene Ontology annotation, cellular component: plasma membrane; external side of plasma membrane. The coding region runs from base 198 to 2090 and encodes 630 amino acids. The record is from RefSeq and is a predicted model, not a curated record. Lineage: Eukaryota; Metazoa; Chordata; Actinopteri; Kurtiformes; Apogonidae. The transcript is spliced from 15 exons. Gene Ontology annotation, molecular function: protein disulfide isomerase activity; NADH dehydrogenase activity; RNA binding.